AUGGGAACGUGGAAGAAAAGUGCUAGUAUCCACGGACCUCCGCUUGCCGCAAGAACGGUUGCGAACCAUAACUGCAGGCGACAGAUUUCGUUUGCAUGGGAUUGGUUCGGCUGGAACUCCCUGGAAAUCCUGGGGCCGAAAAGACCAGAAGCUAUCGUCGGACAGAACCUCCUCGACGUCGUCCUGGACCCCGGCUCCAGACAGAGCCAAGUACCUGGAAGCGGUUUCUUCCGGACACCAGAAAACAGAAUCCGAACAAACUACCACCUCGCGGGCCUCAAAUUCUCCCAGGAGAACAACGACUUCUCGAGCGAACGGAUCUCUGAUGGUCUGUGCUCGAGCUCUCCCUCGAAGCUGCUGUGCUGGAACCUGCGCUGCCCCCUGGGCAGAAGCAGCAGUGAAGUUUCCUCGUUCAGCUGCUGGCGUUGCUCCACUGAUCCGUCGGGCGGGAUGCUCAACAGAACGAGGGCGCAGCGAGGAAACUAA
Molecule: messenger RNA, 486 nt
Organism: Prorocentrum cordatum
Lineage: Eukaryota; Dinophyceae; Prorocentrales; Prorocentraceae
Source: the annotation of a GenBank genome assembly